Molecule: messenger RNA, 2584 nt
Organism: Cyclopterus lumpus (lumpfish)
Lineage: Eukaryota; Metazoa; Chordata; Actinopteri; Perciformes; Cyclopteridae
Gene: afg3l2
Product: AFG3-like AAA ATPase 2
Exons: 17
Coding region: 95-2497 (800 amino acids)
Biological process (GO): mitochondrial protein processing; protein-containing complex assembly
Cellular component (GO): membrane; m-AAA complex
Molecular function (GO): metalloendopeptidase activity; ATP-dependent peptidase activity; ATP hydrolysis activity
Source: RefSeq, a predicted model, not a curated record
AAAAGCCAAGAAGAAGAAGGAGGAGCAGAGUAAAGAUGGCGGAUCGGAGCGGUCAAGGAACAUAAACAUCGCUUCGAGGCUACUGAGCAGCAGCAUGGCUCACCGCUACCUGCGGCUGUGCGCCGGCUACACGAGCACCUCCCGGCUGCUGCGGGCCCCCAACGCUGCGGCCCGGCCGGUGAUGUGUUCGAGCGCUGCGGGACAGGUAGAGAGGGGGCGGAGCCUGCUGAGUGACCUGCUGGGAGUUUACACGAGGCUGAGCUCCAGACCACCGAAAGGUUUUGAGAAAUAUUUUCCAGGAAGUCAGAACACUCCAAAAAACAGUGAAGCCGAAGCAGCAACCAAAGAGGCCAAACCUGCCAACGCUCAGAGAUCUUCUGGUGGAGGAGGAGGUGGAAAAGGUGGAGGUAGAGCAGGAGGAGGAGAUGGAAAACGAGAAGGCCGCAGGGAGGAGUCCCAUUGGUACAGCCGUCUCCAGAAGGGGGAUGUUCCCUGGGAUGAUAAAGAGUUUCGGAUGUACUUGCUGAGCGGAGCAGUGUUCUGGACCACCGUCACCUAUUAUUUCUUCUUUAGGGACGGCGGACGAGAAGUCACCUGGAAGGACUUUGUCAACAACUACCUGUCCAAAGAAGUGGUGGACCGACUAGAGGUGGUCAACAAGCGUUAUGUUAAAGUGGUCUUCUCUCCGGGGAAGACGCCGGUGGACGGGCAGUAUGUGUGGUUCAACAUCGGCAGUGUGGACACGUUUGAGAGGAAUCUGGAGACGGCUCAGUAUGAGCUUGGCAUUGAGGGAGAGAACAGACUGCCGGUGGUUUAUUCCACAGAGAGCGAUGGCACCUUUCUACUGAGCAUGCUCCCCACGGUGCUCAUCAUUGGCUUCCUGCUAUUCAUGCUGCGGCGGGGCCCGGCGGGGGCGGGGCGUCCUGGCCGGGGGAUGGGCGGCUUGUUCAGCGUCAGUGAGACGACGGCGAAGAUACUGAAAGACGAGAUCGAUGUGAAGUUCAAAGAUGUGGCCGGCUGUGAGGAGGCCAAGCUGGAGAUCAUGGAGUUCGUCAACUUCCUGAAGAACCCCAAACAGUACGAGGACCUGGGUGCUAAAAUCCCCAAGGGAGCCAUCUUGACGGGUCCUCCUGGAACAGGAAAGACUCUUCUGGCCAAAGCAACGGCCGGUGAGGCCAAUGUACCAUUUAUCACCGUCAACGGCUCAGAGUUCCUGGAGAUGUUUGUGGGCGUCGGUCCUGCCAGGGUUAGGGAUCUGUUCGUCAUGGCGAGAAAGAACGCUCCCUGCAUUCUUUUCAUCGACGAGAUCGACGCCGUGGGGCGGAAGCGAGGACGAGGAAACUUCGGCGGACAGAGCGAGCAGGAGAACACGCUGAACCAGCUGCUGGUGGAGAUGGACGGCUUCAACACAGCCACCAACGUUGUAGUUCUAGCAGGAACCAACAGACCCGACAUACUGGACCCGGCUCUGAUGAGACCCGGACGCUUCGACAGGCAGAUCUAUAUCGGACAUCCUGAUAUUAAAGGGCGAGCGUCCAUCUUUAAAGUCCACCUGCGUCCUCUGAAGCUGGAGGUGGACUUGGACAAAGACGCUCUGGCCAGGAAGAUGGCCGCCCUCACACCUGGAUUCUCAGGUGCCGAUAUCGCCAACGUCUGUAAUGAGGCGGCUCUGAUCGCCGCUCGCCACCUUUCAGACGCCAUCAACCAGAAACACUUUGAGCAGGCCAUCGAGAGAGUGAUCGGAGGUCUGGAGAAGAAGACUCAGGUGCUGCAGCCGGAGGAGAAGAAGACGGUGGCGUAUCACGAGGCGGGGCACGCUGUGGCAGGAUGGUUCCUGGAGCACGCCGACCCUCUGCUGAAGGUGUCCAUCAUCCCCAGAGGGAAGGGUCUGGGUUACGCUCAGUACCUUCCCAGAGAGCAGUACCUGUACACCAAAGAGCAGCUGCUGGACCGCAUGUGUAUGACUCUGGGAGGCAGAGUCUCCGAGGAGAUCUUCUUCGGUCGGAUCACCACCGGAGCCCAGGACGACCUCCGAAAGGUCACGCAGAGCGCCUACGCACAGAUCGUUCAGUUCGGGAUGAACGCGAAGGUGGGCCAGGUGUCCUUCGACCUCCCCCGGCAGGGUGAGAUGGUUCUGGAGAAACCGUACAGCGAAGCCACGGCUCGUCUCAUCGACACCGAGGUUCGAAUUCUCAUCAGCGAGGCGCACCAGAGAACCCACCGACUGCUAAGUGACAAGAAGCCGGAGGUGGAGAAGGUGGCUCUGCGGCUGCUCGAGAAGGAGGUUCUGGAUAAGAGCGACAUGGUGGAGCUGCUGGGUAAACGUCCAUUCAUAGAGAAGUCGACGUAUGAAGACUUUGUGGAGGGAACCGGCAGCAUGGACGAAGACACCACGCUGCCGGAGGGUCUGAAGGACUGGAACCAGGAGAGGAAGGACGAGGAGGAGAGCCCGGAGGAGCAGGUGGCCCGGCAGAUCUCUGGAGGAAUGCCUUUCUAGAACCCUGGGAUGGAUUCUGAUCCAUCACUCUCACAUGUAUCUCAAAUAUCAUCCACUCCCUGAAUAAACCUUCUCUGUGAGCCGCCA